Messenger RNA from Schizophyllum commune H4-8, 444 nucleotides. RefSeq names its product ankyrin. The annotation marks the transcript as partial. Gene Ontology annotation, molecular function: protein binding. The record is from RefSeq and is a predicted model, not a curated record. The transcript has a single exon. Lineage: Eukaryota; Fungi; Basidiomycota; Agaricomycetes; Agaricales; Schizophyllaceae.
GGUACUCUCAGGUCGACUAGCUUACUUCUCGAAUGGGGCGCUUCCCCGGCUGUGCGGAGCACGGCGCAGGACACGCCAAUGAUUGUGGCGACACGGCGCGACCGGGAGGAAAUUGUUCGCCUACUACUCGACAAGGGAGCACAUGUCGAUGAAUGCGGCGAAAAUAAAGAAAGCGCACUUCGGAUUGCAGUUUCUUCUGGGUCCCUUCGUGUUUUCCAUCUCCUCCUGGAGCGCGGGGCCUCUACCGCUGCGAAAGACCGGUACACAUUGUUGAUGUUGGCAGCUCGUAGCGGUCACGAAGAUAUCGUUCGCUUUCUGCUCGACACGGGGGCGCAUAUCGAGGAGCGCGAUGGCAAUGGAAGUACUGCGCUUCAUUACGCAGCUCACCAAGGACAUCUGGGUGUCAUCAGCAUCCUCAUCGAGCGCGGGGCCUCAUACGCUGCG